GCCGGCUUCACACUGGUUCCGCGUGUUGAUAGUGAAGACGAGAUCGAGGAGAAACAAGUUUUUUUUUUCUUCCGCGCAGCGCUUUAGACCCGAACCAGAGGAAAAUGGAAAUGAAGAAGAGGGUCUCCUUAGAGCUGAGGCACCGGUCACCGACGGAGGUCCAGGAGCUGUUUCUGGACAACUGCCGCUCGAGUGAAGGGAAGAUCGAGGGGAUCACGGACGAGUUCUCGAACCUGGAGCUGCUGAGCCUCAUCAACGUCGGCCUGACCAGCGUCGCAGACCUCCCCAAACUGGACAAACUGAAAAAGCUGGAGCUGAGCGACAACAGGAUAUCGGGCGGUCUGGAGGUCUUGGCGGAGCGGCUGGUGAACCUAACGCACCUCAACCUCAGCGGCAACAAGUUCAAAGACAUCAGCACCCUGGAGCCCCUGAAAAAGUUGCCCCAGCUGAAGAGCCUGGACCUGUUCAAUUGCGAGGUGACCAACCUCGCCGACUACAGGGAGUCCAUCUUCAAGCUCCUCCCCCAGCUCACCUACCUGGACGGCUACGACAUCGAUGACUGCGAGGCGUCCGACUCGGACGGCGAUGUGGUCGAGGACGAGGACGAGGAAGAGGGCGAGUCAGAGGACUUUGAGGAGGAGGAAGAGGAGGACGAAGAGGACGUGGUGGCCGAGGAGGAUAACGACGAUGACAGCGACAGCGCCGACGAGGACGGAGAGGUGAACGGGGACGUGGACAGCGAGGAUGAUGAGGACGAGGAUGAAGACGACGAGGAGGAUGGUGACGAGGACUCGUCUCCGGCGAAAGGAGAGAAGAGGAAGAGGGACCCAGAGGACGACGAUGAAGAAGAAGAAGAAGAUGAUUGAGGACCCCACAGAGACCCCGCAAACCCCUCUGAACUCUCGCUCGGUGACCCCCCAACCCCACCACCACCUGCACCAACACUGGCCCCGCCCCCUCCCCCCCUCCCUCCCUCCCUCCCUCCCUGGCCUCCCUUGGCUAACUCCCUGGCUGCGUCUCGUUCCAGACCCCGGCCUCCUCCCCUGGGCCCUUGGCCACCUCGCAGAUAGAAAACGACCUCCGUUAACCGAUAAACUUCCUCUCAAUCGGGUUGUUUUUUUUUUCCACCAUCCUAAUUUUUUUUUAAAAAUUCAUAUUUCCACACUUGGAUCCAAAGUUUGCGCCGAAAAGUUUCCCCAAAAAAAUAACCUGCGAUAAUUUUCCGUUUGAGGAAGCUCUGCGUUCCGGCUUCUGUUUGUGUGUGGCAACGCUUUUAUGAGAGUAAGACACGAGAGCUUUAAACUCAUAAGCCAAUAAAAUGUUUUUUUAUUUUUAUCGAUUUGUCCCCAAUUUAUCAAUUGAUCCACUUGUUGUUUCAGUCCUACAACGGAUCAAAGUCUGAGGUCACAGAUCCACACAGAGCGUUUGUGUCCGACGUCUGCAGGAAACCCUUUACUUUUUUCAAAGGAAGAAUAAUUUGAACAAUAAAGUUUUGUAGUAAAGAGCUUUGCUGGAAAAACCUUGGACGAGAUGAGAACAUUAUUUUUUCUCUGCAUUUCUUAGAAUCAGGAAGUAGCCACCGAGAAGUCAAGUCAAAACACGAGGAAUCAAACACGUUCGGGUCGUUUCUGUGGACGGAGAAGGAACGAGGGCUCAUGGGAGGCAAACCCCCACCCUCCUGGUCACCCCGCUCUGAUGUCAUCGCUCUGGGACUGCAGCUUCGUUUUCCUUAGACAGUCGAACAUCCGAACCCACCGCCUCCCUCCCCCCUCCCCCAGGCCGAGCGCGCUCAGGGCAAACUGUGUUUUCUCUCUCUCUUUUGCCAACAGAGCUUUUUAAAAGAAAUAUUUUUUCAGAGAAAUUGUUUUUGUUUAAUUUUCUAUGGUUGUCUGGGGACACACACUCUCUCUCUCUGCCUCUCUCUCUCUCUCUCUCUCUCUCUCUCUCUCUGCCUCCGUUUUCAUUUCUCUCCUGAGAGAUCCAGUUGUUCCUUCACACUUACACUGACUAGUUGAUUUUGUGUUUCUUUUUUUCCCCCCUUUUUUUUACUUUCUGUAAGUUAAAGAAAAAACAAAUAAAAAAAAAAACGUACAAAAAGGACUUUGUAAAUAAAAUCUUAACAUUUUG
This is a messenger RNA of Scophthalmus maximus (turbot), 2127 nucleotides long. RefSeq names its product acidic leucine-rich nuclear phosphoprotein 32 family member D. The coding region runs from base 105 to 866 and encodes 253 amino acids. The transcript has 7 exons. Gene Ontology annotation, biological process: regulation of apoptotic process. NCBI's taxonomy places the organism in Eukaryota, Metazoa, Chordata, Actinopteri, Pleuronectiformes, Scophthalmidae. Gene Ontology annotation, molecular function: histone binding. The record is from RefSeq and is a predicted model, not a curated record. Gene Ontology annotation, cellular component: nucleus.